Messenger RNA from Durotheca rogersii, 2688 nucleotides. RefSeq names its product NCS1 nucleoside transporter. Gene Ontology annotation, molecular function: nucleobase transmembrane transporter activity. Gene Ontology annotation, biological process: nucleobase transport; transmembrane transport. The record is from RefSeq and is a predicted model, not a curated record. The coding region runs from base 513 to 2180 and encodes 555 amino acids. Gene Ontology annotation, cellular component: plasma membrane. The transcript is spliced from 4 exons. Lineage: Eukaryota; Fungi; Ascomycota; Sordariomycetes; Xylariales; Xylariaceae.
CCAUGCCAUCUCAGCGUAGGUCGGCGUAUCGUCGGGCUUCCAGAACAAUCCCUCCAUAGCACGUAGAUCAGGCAACACCACGGGCAAAUCGUUCCAAUGUACGGUUCUGCUGGGAAAUUUAUUCGCCCUCUUCCGUUCACCAGGUCGAGAGACAUCCAAGCUGUGGCGCCGGAGCUAGCCUAGCCACGCAGCAAUGUCCAUCAUCACCGCGGUCUGGGCUUGCGUGAGUCCGCGUGGGCAGAUAAGACAUUCCCUUCCCAUUGGGUUUCUCACCGGCCCGCCCGCAAGAGACUGGGUGCUUUGGCAGUCAUCCAAGCCUCCUUAUCUCACGACCCCUACGUCUCUCGCGUUCUUGUUAUCGGCUACGAUUACCUAUGCCCCUUUAUAUCAUGGAGGCUGAUCCGACACGGCCUGGCAUGGCCUGCGACUCGCCGGCAUUGCAUUUUGCGUGCUUCGUCCUAGGAAGGGUAUCUCGCAACUUGCAGCCACGAUAAAGAGAAGAGUCUGCCACUAUGCGGCACUUCUCCCCAGCCGAGCUCAGGCGGAGGCUUACUUCGCUCCGCUCAUGGGAGCUUCCCAAGCAGGCUGGCGCGUUUGGCCCAGCCCACGUGUGGACAAAUCGUGAUAUGGACCCGACGCCUAUAGAGGACCAGACAUGGAGCAUUUGGACAAUCCUGGCCUACUGGGCCACCGACACGAUAAACCUGUCUACGUGGCAGACGGCUUCUGCCAUCCUCGCCGUGGGCCUGAGUUGGCGGGAAGCGAUCCCGGUCAUGAUCGUCGGAAACUUCUGCGUCGCGGUAGCACUGGUGCUUAACGGCGCCAUCGGUGCGAAGCUCCACGUUCCCUUCGCCGUAAUCGCGACCAGCAGUUUCGGCUACUACCUUAGGUAUUUCUGCAUCGUCAGUCGAGCUGUUCUCGCGAUGUUUUGGCUCGGAAUACAGAGCGCCAACGGUGCGCAAUGCGUCACCAUCAUGCUCCGCGCUUGGGCACCGUCAUACGGUGGCAUCCGGAAUCGGUUACCCGAAUCGGCCGGCAUCACGACGCAAGGAAUGAUUUCGUAUUUCCUCUUCUGGAUUAUCCAACUGCCGCUGCUCCUCAUCCAUCCUACAAAGCUGCGUCCGCUCUUUUGGGUAAAGCUCGUCGCGGCGCCUGUUGCCGCCGUCGCGACCAUGGGGUGGUGUAUCAACAAGGCUGGGGGCGGUGGCGAUAUAUUCGCUCUACGGGCCGCGGUUAGCGGACCGCAGUAUGCUUGGCUGUGGUUGUCCUGCAUGUCAAGCGUAACGGGGAACUGGAGUACGUUAGCAGUCAACAUACCCGACUUCACGCGCUACGCAAGGUCGGCCAAGGGCCAGUAUGUCCAACUUCCCGCGAUGCCCCUUAUUUUCACCAUGUGCGGUAUCCUGGGCAUCGUAACCACGUCGGCAAGCAAAGUGUUCAGCGGCGAAUACAUGUGGAAUCCCCUAGACAUCAUCUCCAUGUGGCUUGAUCACGGUGCCGGCGGGCGGUGCGCUGCUUUCUUCGCUGCCCUCGCUUGGUAUAUCGCUCAGGUAGGCACAAACAUCACGGCCAAUUCGAUAUCGGCAGCCAACGACUUGACCGUCCUCCUCCCUCGCUGGGUCAACAUCAAGCGAGGCUGUGUGAUCGCUGCCGUCGUCGGCGGCUGGGUGCUAGUACCGUGGAAGAUACUGAGUUCCGCGCACACGCUCCUCGCCUUCAUGGGCGGAUACGCCGUCUUCCUCGGGCCAAUGGCCGGUAUCAUGGCGUCGGACUACUGGCUCGUGAAGAAGGGGAACGUCGACGUCCCCGGUCUUUACGACCCUGAUGGCCGCUAUCGGUAUGUCGGUGGCUGCAACUGGCGUGCAGCUGUCGCUUUCAUCGUCCCCGUUGCGCCUCUUCUACCUGGCCUCGGCCUCAGCAUCAGCGGACCUGAUGCGGUGCAUAUUAAUGACGGCAUUACCCAUCUCUAUACACUCAACUGGCUGUUCGGAUUCCUGACUUCGGCCAUCCUCUACGCGGGAUUGAGUAUCGCUGUGCCAGAUAAGGCCACACUUCAAGGCGCGACUUGGGAUUUGAACGGCGCCGUCAUCGAGGCUAGGGAGCGGGAGGAGUACGUUGGCGAAGUGAAGGGUGCUACGGUCAAUACACCUAGGACGAGUGGGGCCGAAAAGAAGCCAUAACUAAAUAUAGGCAGAUCAAAUAAACCUGUCUGCUCAUCGGCCAGUAGGCAGAUUUAUCGAUCCUACAUAAUCAGACCGAAUCGCGAUCGAUCUGCAUCCGCUGUAACAUCGUAGUCAGGAGCUGGCCGGUCAACAACCCUUAAAGUAACAGCCGACGGUGUCCAUGCGUCAGAUACAAACGUGUACGGCCAUGUGGUAGCUGCUGUGUAAAUUGCGCCCCUCUAGAAACAAUGCUACGUAUCAUCUCAGCUACCAGCCACGUCUGUACUGACGGGAAUCCGGCAUGAGGUGCGCUCGGAUAGAGCGUAGCAGCACGUUCGUCCCCAAGUCGCGUCCGGGUAAUACCCCCGGGCCGUGGACCAAGAGGAAGGUUUGCAAGAAUGGUGGAUGUAAUAUUCCGGCCGAGUGCGGGCCUUGCAUGGUAGGUAUAGCCUCGUGAUAUAUCGCGUUCGCUUCCCCUGGGCACUUUCGCCCUGAACAUCUAGGAGCAUUGCUCGUCAGCAGAUCC